AUGUAUGAUCUGUGCAAAUAUGGCAAUGUACACAUGCUCCAACACUACCUCAUGACCCUUGCUGUACCAGGCCAAACGCUAUACUUGCUCAAUGAUGAGUAUGACCUAGUCUCGCACCUGCCCAUGGCCAUUGACACGGGCAACGAACAUUUUGUUCGUCUGCUACUCCAACACAUCAACAUGGACAACAUCGAGCGAGCCAACUUCCCGCUCACCGAGGUCAAGUUCAAUCGACCAGGCAUCAGCGUUGCUAUGCUCAAGGUGUUGAACGAGGAGUUUGGCUGUCUGUUCCACAUCAUCCGCCUCUGGCAAGCGGCACUCAUACACUCGACAUCUUGCAACAUGGUUCAGAGUGUGCAGUACAUGCUGGAUAACAUGGGGGUGGGCAUGAGCAUGCAGCUAUACGAUGACGAUGAGAAGGAUGUCAUUGUCAUAUGCUUGCUCCACUGUGCCAAAGAUGGCAACGUCAACAUGUUCCACAUGUUGGUCCAGUCCAACAUUGGCGCCAAGUACCUGGACAACCUUUGGUUGAUCAACAUUGGACACAUUGUGGAGGAGGCAUUGGACCAUGGUCACGAGGCAUUCAUCAAGUAUCUCCAUCAACAUUAUCAUGGCAAGGGUAAAAUCAAGCCCAAGGUGGAGCAGCAGAUACUCAACUGCUUUGAAUCACCCGAGGACAUUCCAGCAAGCAGGCUACGGGUCACGCCAAUGCGCGCAAUACUCAGCAAUGACCACGCCAGUCUGAGGUCACUGAUCAGUCAGAACAAUAGGACCGCAGUGUGUUUGGACGAGGAUGUAUGUCUGGCGAUGUCCAAGCCAGUCGCCACGCUCCUUGGUGGUCAUUCGGAAUGGAGCUUCACAGGCAAGUCGCUGCUCAACAUGAUCAAGGCGGCUGCCAGGCCUGGCAGCUGCAAUAUCACGGUGGACCUGGUGUGUCAGUACAUUGAUAAAUGGAACGGUGUUGACCUGCCAUACUAUUGCAUUACCGAGGCCGCCAAGUACUCUGCACGAAUAAUGCAGCAUAUUCUUGCAAGGUUCCAUCACUCCUUAGACAUCCAUUGUCUAGAGAAUGCGCUGAAAAUGAAUUGCCGCGAGACAAUGGAGUAUUUCUUCAACAACAUUGGAGAGAUUGGUCUGAAAAACUAUCAUGUCGAGAGUGCUGCCAUCAAGUUUGUGUCCAAGGCAUCAUUGGACAACGUCAUCUUCAUGUUGGAUCGCAUGGACAUGGUCAAAAGAGAUUUCAAAAUAUGCACUCAAGCCAUCAAAAAUCCUAGAUUGAAAGUGUUUGAAUACUCAUUCAAUCUAUUCACAAUGGAGCAGGUACAACAUAUGCCACAUGGCAAUGCUUUGGACAAGUUGGUGCAUGAGGCAUACGUCAAGGACAGGCCAGAUAUAGUCCAGUGCAUCCAUCAACGCAUUAUGGGUCAAGUGCCCAUGAUGGGUCCAAUCGUGCCGACACUCACACAUCUACUCAUGAUGGCUGAGAACAAUGCAUAUCACUCACUCGAGUACCACUUCAACUCAUCAACAUUCAACAACAUGUCAAUCACACAUCGAUUACGAACACUCCAUUCAAUCAUUCAAUAUCGUCACAUUGGUGGGGCGACUCGAGUGAUCAAGCUUUGCAUCGAUCACAUCAAGCCCAUCACUCAACUGAAUGAACAUCAGAUCAAUCACAAGAGGUUUGAGGAAUCAUUCCACUCAAACAACAAUAACAUUGAGGUUGUUGUUGAUUAUGAUCAAGAAGUGAAGUUGAUUGAAGAUCAUUGUUUGAUUGAUUAUCUCAAAGCUGGCGCAACAGACUUGUUCCUCAAGGCAUACUCAAAGUCAUCGUUUGUAAACAAACACUAUCCAAACACAACAUUACUGGAUUUGGCAUUGUUCAAGUGCGACACACGCGCAGUCGAUGUACUCCUUGCCAACCCCAACAUGUCAAUAGACCAUCGUCACGCGAACAUGGAAAAAAUAUUUGCAAGCCCAUCAUUAUAUGAUGAUGAUGAUAUGUGUUCACAUCCUGCCUGGGAGUUGAUGUUUGAUCACUUAAUAAUGAUGAUGAAUCAGGGAGCACCUAUCAAGCUCACUCGAGACAUCUUGUCAUUGGUCCAACAUCCGCCUUUACUUCGCAAGCUCAUCAAGUGUCACUCCUCAACUACAAGCAAUCUCAAAGGACUGCUUGACGACAACAUUAUUAAUAUCCAUCAUAUGACUGAUAGAUGGUUGACCAAACCAUGGGCACUGGAGAUGCUCCAAGAACUCCAGAAGCAUGAAAUAUUAUCCGAUAAUAUCUUGGCACAGCUUCUUCUCAUGGCCAUCGAAUAA
Molecule: messenger RNA, 2319 nt
Organism: Acytostelium subglobosum LB1
Lineage: Eukaryota; Evosea; Eumycetozoa; Acytosteliales; Acytosteliaceae
Exons: 2
Coding region: 1-2319 (772 amino acids)
Source: RefSeq, a predicted model, not a curated record